AAUCGGGUUAAAUCAACGAAUUUUCAAAAAAACAAAUCAAGCAAUAUUUGUUGAUAAUGUUUCAUCGGAACAUUAUAUUUGUUAAAGGGUAUAAAACACAUUCGUGAUGUGUGAAAGUGAUGAUACAGAUAUACUUUUAUUAAUACCACCCGAUUAUUAUGUGGUACAAUCAACGGAUGAUUCGUUAGCUAAUACACCAAGAUUGGCGUCACAUCGACAUAUGGAACCACUUCAAUCAAGUGUCGUCAAUAAAUUAGUAUCACAAGUAAACACAAUCCAAAAUCGUUUAUCAAUAAUUGAAAGUCAAUCGGAAUCAGUAGAUAACUCACCAGUUAAGAAUAACAAAAACAAAACACCUAUAAAACGAAGAAUACCAAAAUAUCGUGGAAAUGAUACCUUAAGUAAUGAAAAUUUAAAGCAUACGUUCAGCCAACAAAACACUCCAAAAAAAUCAACAAGACGCUCAAGAAUGUAUUCAUUACCUUCAUCACCAAGUAUAACUAGCACUGAUUUUGACGAAUUUUUAAAUACGACAGCUAUAUCACAAAAAACAAAACCACCAGAGACCCCAAAUUUAUCAACAAGAUAUGAUCCAUCUGGUAAUAGUAUUGACUCGUUAAACGUAUCAUUUUCUCCUCCAAAAAAACGUGGUUCAAAUUUAACACUACGUGAAAUCGAUGAAAGAUAUAAAAAUGACAAAGAAACUGUAAAAUUUAUGGAAAGCGAUGAAGAUGAUGGAUCCGACAUGGAAAAUUUAAAACAUGCAUAUGAUAAUCAAGCAAUCUUAACAGAAAUUCAAACAUUUUUACAAUGUGUGGAUUGUAUUAAAAGUCAUAUAAGUGGAAAAGAUUCCCCAGAUUCAUCUGUAGAUUUAAGUUUUAUUACAUCGCCACAAUUUAAAGCAAUUGCACAAAGACAUUUUAAUCGUAAAGUACUUACAAAUCAUGUUAAAGAUACGAAGACACAAAAGAUAACACAAAAACCAAAAAUAUCUCGGAUACAACAAUUUUUAGAAGAUAAAUCUAGUCAAAAUGUUCAAAUACCUCCUAGUUGUCCUAUAUUAGAUUCAACGAAUUCCACUAUAUCUUUAAUGGAUAAUAACGAAAGUAAAUCGAUUAAUAAUACGUCCAAUGAAAUAACAAAGGUUGAAAAUAAUGAAUCCAUAUCCGAUAAGCCACAUACUUCAAUACAAGUAUUAAUGGAACCAAAACAAUUUACUGAUUUGUCAAGCGAAAAUGGUUUGCAAGCUGGAAAAUCCAUUGAAAGUAGUACAGAAAACGUGAUUAAAGACGCAUUAUACCGUCUGGAUAAUAUGCAGAUAAACAAUCCAAAACAGGAUGUAAAAAACGCUGAAAAUAAAAAUUCAUCGGAUAAACAACCAUCAGAGCAAAAACAAUUAGAUAGCGCGGGAUUAAUGUUACUCAAUAAGUUAAUUGAAGUCCAAAAAGAAAUCGAAAAUAAGGAAAAUCAACAGAAUAAUGAUCAAAAUGUGGAAAAUGAUAAUAAAGAUUUCGAAAAUUUUAAACAAUUCCAUACAAUAUUACGCUCAAUUCAAUCACAUUUCGAUAAAAAGAAACCGGAACAAACCACAAAAAUCGAAUCGCCAAUAACAAUUCCAAAUACGGCCCUCGUAAGUUUAUCCUCGUUAUGGAAUGAACAACAACAGAAUUUGGAUCGAAAUCAAAAUUCGACUAUAUCACAAAGUAGUGGGAUACCUUCAAUUACGCAAAAAAUUGAAGAAGAACGAUUUCGACGUGAACAUUGUGAACGUUUGAUUGAAGCAUUACAGAUACGUUUGUUGGAAUCGCAAGAGAAAUUAUCGGUAGCAUUGAAAGUAGAUGCGGCCAAGGAUCAAGCUAUUGAAAAAUUAAAGGAUACUUGUGUAAUUGCACAAGAGCGAUGUAAAAAAAUUGAAUCAGACAAAGAAGCGGCCAUUGAUGAAUUAAAAGAAAUUCAAAAAAAAUUAUUAGCUGAAUCGGAUGAUACGAACAAGAAAAUAAAAUAUUAUGAACAUGAGAUCAGUAAAGCAUUAGAAGUUGCUCAUGCUAGUCAAAAUGAAGCAAGACAAUUGCAUAGUCAAAUGGAAGCUUUGAAAAAAGAUUUGGAAAAAUCGAUUAAUGAAAAUGUUAAAUUAUCUCAAAAAGUUAGUCAGCUAGAAACAGAUGUUGAAAGUGAUAAACAAUUAAUGUCUGAAAUAAGAAAUGCAGCAACUGAAACAAAAAACAUGAUAACAACAUCACAAACAGAAAUCAACAAAUUACAAGAAGAAAGACAACAAUUACAACGUAAAUUAACAGAGGAGAAAACAAAAAAUUCACAAUUAGAGACAGAAACAAAAAAUGUGAAACAUUUAUUAGAAGAAUCAAAACAAAAUGAGAAAAAAUUAACAUUAGAAAAACAAAAUUUAAUUGCUGAAAUGGAACGUACUAAAUCAGAACUCCGAUUGUUUUACCAACGUCAAGUUGAUACUCUUGUUAAAGACAAACGUGAAGAAUAUCAAGCGCAACUAGAUUCUGUUUCGAAGACUAUAAAUGAACGUAUAGCGGCUGAAAAAUUAGAAGUUGCAAAAACUGCGGCACAAUUUAUGAGAGAAACAGUCGAAAAGCAUAAACUAGAAAUUCGACUUUUAGAAGAACGCCACAGAGAAGAAAUUCGUUUGUACAAUAUUAAACACCAACAGAGUGAAAUAACUAUACAAAGUUUAACAAGUAAAUUACAUCGUCAGCAAUUAAGUCGUGCUAAAUUAGCAUCUAAAUUACAUGAUUUAAUUGAAUCACAGUGGCGCGAGGCUUUAAAAAUUGUUACUGCAAAUGGAGGAAGUCCAAUAAAUGGAAGUAAUUUAAGUCUUGCCAGACCAGAUUCGUCAAUAAACAUUCAAAAAUUAUUGGAUUUAAAUUUAGGAGAUGAAUUUUUAAAACCUGAUGCGGAUACAAGAUUUGACGUAAAGAAAUCAUAUAACAAUCGUCCUAGUUCUGCUCCAGAUGAAUUACCUACAUCUGAUAGAAGUAAAAGUACGGGGAAUUUUAUUAAUAGACCAGAUUUAAUGGGGAUGAAAAAAAUAUGGCCAGCACCUUCAGGUUCGGUUACUAGUGAACAAUCAGACAUACCAUUUGGUAAUGAAGAUCAACCAACGCAUCGAUCGAUAAAUCCUUGUCCAAUAAAUGUACCAAACAGAGAUGGGUCCGAUGAAACACCGAUAACAACGCGAUCCUCAUCUCAGAAACUUUCUAAAAAUAUUUUUUCUGAUGGUGAAUUACAACUAUACAUGAAAAUGCUUUUAGAAGAUAAUGAAUACAAUAAGCCGUCCUUAAUUGGUUUAAUUAAUAGAGAUCCAGCAUCUGGUGAUAACCAAGGGGCAACAGGGUCAAAAAGUUCUAAUGAUAAUUUUAAUGUACCUAAAACAAACAAGGAUCCUAAAGGUUCAAAACCUCCAUGGAAAUGA
Chrysoperla carnea is the source of this 3442-nucleotide messenger RNA. It is a transcript of the gene Cnb, whose product is annotated as interaptin. The transcript is spliced from 8 exons. Gene Ontology annotation, biological process: regulation of cilium assembly; mitotic cytokinetic process; centriole replication. NCBI's taxonomy places the organism in Eukaryota, Metazoa, Arthropoda, Insecta, Neuroptera, Chrysopidae. Gene Ontology annotation, cellular component: centrosome; centriole. Bases 107 to 3442 code for a protein of 1111 amino acids. The record is from RefSeq and is a predicted model, not a curated record.